Carassius gibelio (silver crucian carp) is the source of this 5006-nucleotide messenger RNA. Its product is annotated as copine-9-like. Gene Ontology annotation, biological process: cellular response to calcium ion. Lineage: Eukaryota; Metazoa; Chordata; Actinopteri; Cypriniformes; Cyprinidae. Gene Ontology annotation, molecular function: calcium-dependent phospholipid binding. Bases 439 to 2109 code for a protein of 556 amino acids. Gene Ontology annotation, cellular component: plasma membrane. The transcript is spliced from 21 exons. The record is from RefSeq and is a predicted model, not a curated record.
CUCAGCCGGAUUUUAAAAGCCGUGGGCGUUUGGAGGACUGAAUAUUUGAAAAUCGUUUCCCCAAUAGAUUAAACGUCCUCAAAGGUUUCAGAUCCAUAUCUGACACCACACCUCAUAAAUAUUGGAUGGCUUCUGUAACAUUAAACAUUGAUGUUCUCAGUUUAAGUUUUCAAAGCGGAGUCGGAGUGUCCUCGCUGAGGGAGGGCAAGAGGAGGUCCAGUCAGACUCUACCUGCCGAUCAAACGCGCGCUGUUUCCUCAGGUGCGCGAGGGGGUCAGACUCCAACGGACCGACGAUGCUCGCUCUGCCCAAACUGUAAGGAAAGCCAGAUUUCUACGCCGGUUUGCUGGGUUAUAUUACACGUGUGACGCCUGAGACGAGUGAGACCCAGAUUUUGGAGUCAUUUGAAGACUUAUCUCAAACUCCCGAGGAGCUGCAAUGGCAUCGAUCGGGGAGUUUGAUCCGUUAAACAGCAGCGUACCUGCCACCAAAAUAGAGAUUACCGUCUCGUGCAGGAAUUUGCUGGAUGUGGAUACGUUCUCAAGGUCAGCGCCAGUGGUUGUGUUGUAUGUUCAAGGAAUUGGUACUAAGGAGUGGAGAGAGUUUGGUCGAACAGAAGUGAUUGACAACACUCUCAACCCCGACUUUGUGAGGAAGUUUGUCCUGGAUUACUUCUUUGAAGAAAAGCAGAACCUUCGGUUUGAUGUUUACAAUGUGGACUCCAGAAGCUCAAACAUCUCAAAGCAUAAGUCCUUCCUCGGCCAGACCUUCUGCACUCUAGGAGAGAUUAUUGGGUCCUCUGGGUCAAGACUGGAGCGGGUGCUUUCGGGUAUUCCUGGGAAGAAAUGCGGGAGCAUUAUCUUCACAGCUGAGGAACUCAGCAAUUGUCGGGACAUUGCAACCAUGCAGCUCUGUGCUAACAAGUUGGAUAAGAAGGAUUUCUUCGGGAAGUCUGAUCCUUUCCUGGUGUUUUACCGCAGCAAUGAAGACGGCACGUUCACUAUCUGUCACAAAACAGAGGUGAUAAAGAAUACUUUGAACCCCGUGUGGCAGCCCUUCACCAUCCCGGUGCGAGCUCUGUGUAACGGAGACUAUGACAGAACAGUGAAGGUUGAUGUUUAUGACUGGGACAGAGAUGGCAGUCAUGACUUCAUCGGAGAGUUUACGACCAGCUAUAGAGAGCUGUCUCGUGGGCAGAGCCAAUUCAAUGUUUAUGAGGUUCUGAAUCCCAAGAAGAAAGGGAGGAAAAAGAAAUAUGUCAACUCUGGCACGGUAACACUUUUGUCCUUCAAAGUCGAAUCGGAGCACACAUUUGUGGACUUCAUUCGAGGCGGAACACAGCUCAACUUCACUGUAGCCAUAGACUUCACCGCCUCUAAUGGAAACCCAUCUCAGCCGACCUCGCUCCACUACAUGAACCCGUAUCAGCUGAACGCAUACGCCAUGGCCCUUAAAGCCGUGGGGGAGAUCGUCCAGGAUUAUGACAGUGACAAACUCUUCCCUGCCUACGGCUUUGGAGCUAAACUCCCUCCUGAUGGCAAGAUCUCUCAUGCUUUUCCCCUGAACUCCGACUGUGAGAAUGCAAACUGCGUCGGCAUCGAAGGCGUGCUGGAGGCGUACUAUGACUGUCUCCGGAAAGUGCAGCUCUACGGCCCCACCAACUUUGCCCCUGUCAUCAACCAGGUGGCACAGUGUGCGUCAGAGGUGACAGAUGGCUCUCAGUACUUCGUGCUGCUGAUCAUCACAGACGGUGUCAUUUCCGACAUGGUACAGACUAGAGAAGCUGUGGUCACCGCGGCGUCUCUGCCCAUGUCCAUCAUUAUUGUUGGAGUCGGCCCUGCUGAAUUUGAUGCAAUGGAAGAGCUGGAUGGAGAUGAGGUCAGGGUGUCCUCCAGGGGACGUGUUGCUGAGAGAGACAUUGUCCAGUUUGUGCCGUUCCGAGACUACAUCGACCGAUCCGGGAACCAGGUGCUCAGCAUGGCCCGACUGGCCAAGGAUGUCCUGGCCGAGAUACCCGACCAGCUGCUGUCGUUCAUGAAGAGCAGAGGCAUUGAACCCAGACCAGCCCUCUCCCCAUCUCCCACACCACAGAUAAACGUCCACCUCUGAUCCUAGAGCGGUGUUUUAUCCACAGCUAUAUGUUCACGUCUGAAACCCCCGGGUCCGUCACCGGGGACGCACAUUUUUACUUUCUACAUCGGUUAGCAGUAGCACAUAAUGUAGUUACAAUAAUAAUCAACUGAAAUCAGGAAUAUGUUAAUGUAAGUGUCUGGUGUAAUACUUUAUAAUCAGCCAGCAAUCAAUCAAAAAUACAACAGUUUUUGCUUGCCUUGGAAUGGAAAAUGUGGAAGUAAAGAGAGGGUGAAAUUACUGACAAGAAAUGUCUGGGUCAUAUUUUCUAAAACAAUCUGCAGACUAGUAAAAACAAUGAAAUAUGCAUAUAAUUUUACAUGAAAUGCAAUACAUAAAAUAAAAUAAAUGAAUUCCAUUUCAGUUAAUGGAAAUGUAUUGCUUUAAGACAUUAUUUUCUCAUUCGCAAAUUCUAAAAUCUCUCAUUACUUAAAAUAAGAACAUUAAUUAAUGCAUUGUAAGUAGCCUAGGAGAAAUGAAAGAAAAGUAAAUUAUCAGACUUAUCAGUACUCUGGUAUUUUAUAACUGUUAAACGUUACAAAACUAACUAUUGUAUCACAUAGAAUUAUUUAAUUUUAUAAUAAUUAAAUAUUUAAAAUAAAUUAUAAUUUAUAUGACACAAUUUUUAUAUACUUAUAUAUGUUUAAAUGCUGAAAAAAAAUCCCCAUUUAUGCCCUGAUUAAGUUUAAUGAUAAUUAUUUUUAUUUUGUUAUAUUGGUUUAAUUCAAUAUUUACAGUAGUUGGAACACAAAUAUGGUACAGUUUAGUAUUCUGUGACCUUUUAAAGCUUUAGAGACACUUUAGACUGACUUUAUUAUAUCAUAUUUAGUUCUUUCUCCUUUAUUUUGUGUUGGAAUAACGUCUGGACAUUUCUGAUUCUGAAAUGUCCCCAGGAACAUGAGACCGUGUGUUCUUACACCCGGCAGAGACAGACGUAGGCUGUGCUGUACGCUGUAAAACCCAACCACGCAUGCACAGGUCACCUUUAACAUCAUCAUCUUUAGAUUUCACGUAGUUUCUUAGGCCAAGAUAUUUUUUCAUUUUCUCACUGGCUGAAUUAGUUGCGCUGGCACACUCUUGAGUAUGUAAAUAUUUUCUAAUCUGUGCCCGAUUUUGAAAGGAGCUAAUAAAUAGCUGCUUGUGGCAGAAAAACAGAUGCCUGAGCGGGAACACCGACGCACCCGGAGUCUUCCGCACACCUCGAGUGGAUGCAGUUAAUUACUUGCAGAAACAGAGGUGCCAAUCAGUGCAAUUCAACCAGAGAGAGGAAGACUGAGGGAAGAAAUAUCCAGGGUGUAAUCAGCAGAGGUUAAUGGAUACAGGAAGUAGGCAGGUGCAUGGCGUGAAAGAUAAAUCAGGUGAUCAGCAGAACGACAGGAAAAGAGGGGGAUUUUACAGGUGAAUCUUACACAGAAACGUCUGGGUCAUAUUUUACCCCCAAAAUAAAAAAUAUUACCAUUAAGAUGUCAUGCAGUGUGACAUUUUUAUAACAGAAUUUCUCCCUAUCACAUUCUCAUAACUGUAAACUCUCAAUACUGUAAAAUGUCUAGACUCAAUUAUUAUUAUUUUUUUAAAGUCAGCAUAAAUGCAAUACAUUGAAUGCAAACAUUAUAUACACAUAAAAUUGCACUUUAAAAAUAUACUUUAUAAUUUAAAUUAGCACUAUACUGUAUAUUGAUAACUUAUUGGUUAAUGUUGCAUAUAUAUUGUUUUUUUGUUUUGCAUUUCGAUUGUCUUUGGUUUUUGCUAAUGCUCAUCUAAAUUUUAUAUUUAAAAGCACUAAUGUAAACAAUAAUCUGUCUGUUAUGUCCUCAGCAAAUAUCAAAAUAAAUAUACUUUUUUUUUAAAUACUGUACAUUAUAGUUGUUUAGAAUGUUGCGAUGCCUAAAUUCACUUGUAGCAUUUAAAAUAUUUUUCUUUUUUUAAGUGCUUUAUUUUUUGUUUUUAGACAAAAUAAAGAAUUUUAAUAUCGGUAUCGGUUUGAUUUAUCGGUUAUCGGCUAUACACUCUUAAAAAUAAAAGUUCUUUAUUGGCAUCAGUGGUUCCACCAAGAACCUUUACCAACCAUGGAACCCUUUCCAAGGUUAUUAAGAGUGAAAAAAAGGUUCUUUAGGUUAUAAAAAUGUUCUUCACACUAAGAAAAAUGGUUGUUUUAAGAACUGUUCACUGAAAGGUUCUCUGGGGAACCAAAACUGGUUCAUCUAUGGCAUCGCUGUGAAACCCCCCUUUUGGAACCUUUAUUUUUAAGAGUGUAACAAUAAAAUGAUUACAUUUUAUUAGUAAAAAUACAGUAGUAGUCAGCAUUUGUGCAUAAAAUGCACAAAUUUUAUGGACAAAUGCCUCCCCCCCUUUUUUGAAUUUGGGAUGACACAUGACCUGGACAUUUCUUGACAUUCAACCUUUCGUGCACUGCCAUGUUGCAAAUUUUGUUCCAAAAAUGACUGUAGUCUCAAUGAAUGUUUGCCGAGAUUGGAGCAUUCAUUAUUUUUUUCCAUUCUUUCAUUUCGCUGUACAUAAUGAAUAGUGCAAUAACAUUUGACAUGCAUUAUUGCAUCUCACUACAAUUUAUGGGUGUAUUUCCGUCACAACCCUUGUUGCUGAGAUCAAAUAUUGCUCAGAUACUUUCAUGUUGAAUACCGUUUUCUCCAUAUUUACCUAUACAGUAAUCUAUCGGAAAUGUUCUAACUGUUGCGGAACCGUAGAUUUGAAUGCUAUUUGUUUCAUAGUAAAGACAGCUAUAGUAAACAGCUGCUUGUGCCAAAGUGCUACAAUGUAAAACAUUCCUGCCAAUGCUGUGUAUCAAAUUGUGAGGCAAAGAUGUUCCUUUUAUAUCUCCUUGUCGUGUUUUUAAUAAAGCAUGAACGUCUAGUGCUGAC